GUGCAGAGGCGGCCCCAGGGCCGCUCUGCGCAGCCCUGCUGCCGCACGCCUCGACCCCGAGUUUCUGCACGUACCAGUACGAUGGCGGCGUCUGUCGGCAGGGCAUCGAGGGCCACGUCAAGCUCAUCAGGAGCUUGAUUCAGGUGAACAGCACCAUGUCCUUCAAGAAGGACGCGUGGCUCCAGGCGCUCAAGGAGGUUGCCAAGCACAAGCCACUGGUGUUCAGGAGCAAGGGGGAGGUGUCUGCGUGGCAGGCCGAGCUGCACAAGCGCUUGAAGACGAUGCGCCGCCACGCGAGCCAGCACAUGAUCAAGGACACCCCCCCAAAAUGGUUCAAAGCGCUGGCGCCCCCAAAGCCCGUGAAGAACGCAGAGCCUGGCGACGACGCCGACGGGGACCAGCACGAGGACGAGUUCGACGAGAACGACGAGGAGGGCGGGGAGGAGGAGGACCCCGCCGACUUCGAGCCCGACGUGGAGGUAGACACGAAGGAGCCUGCUGCCAUCACGGCAACUGGCGUGGCCAAGACCCCCGUGUAUGACUACGGGUACGACGGGGAGGCUCGCUGCGCGUUCCGCACGCGCACGGACGGCCCGAAGAAGCACUUCCCAGAGUAUGCGCUCGAGAUGCGCGAGCCUCCAGGUGCAGCUCCUACAGAUUGCAUGCUGGCGGUGUUCAACGACGCGGAGGCGGUGCCCGUGGCGCAGGUGACCGUUGCCAAGUGGCGAUCGGGUCUCACGCAGCCGAAGGCCAAGGCGAAGAUCAAGGCGACGCCGGGCACGCCCAUGAAGAAGAAGAAGAACAAGAAGCAGCAGGAGAUGAAGACGACGAAUGAGAUCUCCGACUCGGGCCCAGAUAGCAGAGCCGCAAGCAGCGGUGCAGGCGCGAGCGAGCUGAAGUCCAGACGCUUGCCCGACAGGCAGGGGUGGCUCGGCAAGAACAGCAAUGAUGAGAAGGUCGAGGCGCUGAUCCGCAGCAAUGAUGUCAGAGGCAAGCCGCCCCAGCGCCUCGCCGUCGUCCAGGUGAGCGGCAAGGCGGCGAUCACCAUCAAUGUGGACAAGUUCGAGGCGACGGCGGAGACGACCUCACAAGCUGCUGCCCUGGCUUGGGCAUCGGCCGUCGCAGUGAAGCUGGCGCACGGGCAGAUCGAUCGAGAGGGGGCCAUCGCCAUGAAGGCCGCGAAGCUGGAUCAGGUCGGCGGCAAUGUUGUCAUGAAGAGGCCGUCAGCUGUUUUAAAGAAGCCAGGCGCAGCUGCUAAGAGCGCUCGCUCGAGGCCUUCUGCAGCGCCUGGCGCCAACGAGGGCGCUGCCUCUGCGGCCACUCCGCCCGUGACCAAGCGGGCG
Molecule: messenger RNA, 1343 nt
Organism: Prorocentrum cordatum
Lineage: Eukaryota; Dinophyceae; Prorocentrales; Prorocentraceae
Source: the annotation of a GenBank genome assembly